CGAACAGAGAGUGUACAUCGACAAUUUCUCUCGAUUCCCAACGAUGCCACCGUCACAGCUGAAACAGCUUAAAGCCUCUCUUCGGGAUGGCGGGCUGCUGGGUCCUCAGCAGUCUAAAAAGCAAAAGCAGCAGAAUGCAAAGUCCGGCGUCGCUGCUCAGAACCGCAUCCAGCGCAACACCGCCCUGCAGGCGAUUCGCGACAGAUUCAAUCCGUUCGAGAUCAAGACUACUUCGCGACCUAAAUUCGAUGUGACUACCCGCGAUGUGCCCAAGAAGAAUGCCGCGCAGGCAAGACCUGGUGUAACCAAGUCUUUUGGUGAAGAGAAGAGGCGACAAACACUUCUCCAAGAAAUGAACAGAAGGAACAAAGUUGGUGGUAUUCUCGAUCGUCGUUUCGGCGAGGAUGAUCCGACAAUGACGCCGGAAGAGAGAGCGGCCGAGCGAUUCGCCAGACAAAGCCAGAAAAAGCUGAGGAAGGAAUCUAUGUUCAAUCUGGAGGAAGACGAUGAGGAAUUCCAGCUCACUCACAAAGGAGAGACUCUUUCGUUUGGUGAGGGUGUCAAUCUAGAUGAUUUUCAGGAGGGUGACCUUGGCGCGGAGGAAGACGACGAUGACUCGGAUUUCCCCAGGAAGAGAAAGCGGAUGCUGGAAGAUGCCGAUUCUGAUUUGGCGGAUAUAACCUUUGACGACGGGGACGAGGGGGGAGAACAGCCGGAGCGGAAGAAGUCAAAAAGCGAGGUCAUGAAGGAGGUUAUUGCCAAGUCCAAGUUCUAUAAGCUUGAGCGCCAGAAGGCCAAGGAAGAUGAUGACGACCUAAGAGAAGAACUCGACAAAGGACUUCCUGAUCUAUUCGACAUGCUGAGGGGUGUCAAGCCACCGCCCAAGCCAGAACCUCCCAAAGAUGACCUGGCAACAAUGAACCCCGAACGAGUAGCGCUAUUGCAAGGGAAAACCCCCGAUGAUGCCGAAAGAGAGUAUGAUCAGCGUCUCAAGCAAUUGACCUUCGAUAAGCGGUCUGCACCCACGGAUCGCACCAAGACUGCAGAGGAGAAAGCCGAGGAGGAGGCUCAGCGCUUGAAGACUCUCGAAGAGGAGCGCCUUCGACGCAUGCGUGGCGAAGAAUCUAGCGAAUCGGAAGCCGGGGCAGAAAGUGAGGAAGAUGCAGAAGAUGAAGACGGCGUGGAAUCAGAUGACGAUGAGUCUGUAUUCGACGAUGCGAAGGCUUUUGGAUUGCAACAGCCUAUCGAGACGACCGCUCGUCCCGAGCUCGGAGUUGAAGAUGAAGAUGAUUUCAUUAUCGAUGACGAUCUCGUGGAAACGAGAUCAGAUGUGAGUCUGUCUUUCGACGAGGAGGAGCACACGGAUACUGGAGAAGGUUCAGAGGAAGAGGAGGACGAAGAUGAGCAAGAAGACGAGCUUAUCAACGGACUGUCAAUUCCUGGCCUUACCACUGGAAAUGCCACAGCUGCGGCCAAUAGCGCAGCAGAGGCCAGCGAAGGACUGGCAUUCACGUAUCCAUGCCCCGGUAGCCAUGAAGAAUUUCUCGAUAUCAUUGAAGAUGUGCCGAUGCAGGAUCUGCCCACUGUUGUUCAACGAAUCCGAGCCCUACACCACCCUCGUCUUCACAGUGACAACAAAACCAAGCUUGGUCGCUUUGCUGGCAUCCUGGUUCAACAUGUUGCAUACAUGGCUGAGCAGCCAGAUCACCCUUCUUUCGCCAUCAUUGAGAACAUCCUUCGUCAUAUUCACUCAAUGGCUAAGAGUCACCCGGAAAAUGUUUGCCAGGCAUACAGAGCCCAUCUGCGCGAAAUUGCGACUAGUCGUCCUCUUAACCUUCAUCCCGGCGAUUUAGUUAUCCUGACUGGCAUUGCGACAACCUUCCCAACCUCCGACCAUUUCCAUGCCAUCGCAACGCCCGCCCAUCUCUGUGUUGCCAGAUACCUUGGUCAGGGUUCUGUCAAUACUCUCACUGACUUCGCCACGGGCGCCUACGCAGCCAGUCUCUGCCUGCAAUACCAGGCUAUCUCCAAACGCUACAUGCCCGAGUUCAUCAACUACUCUCUCAACGUCCUCUGUCAUCUCAACCCCAAGGAGUACACCGAUACAUCCGCCCUGGGAUUCUUCCCCUCCCGCAGUCCAUCGACGUCUCUUCGUCUAAGACUUUCCUCCAAGCUCAUGUCGUCUCGCAAACUGCAAUUCUGGGACAUGACGGAUGAAACCGAAGACGAGGAGCAACUCAAACUCUCUAUUCUCACCACCAUCGUUAAUCUUCUUUCCACCGCCUCCGAUCUCUGGUCCGGCAAGUCCGCCUACACCGAGAUCUUCUCCCCCGUGGAGAAAGUCCUCACUCACGUCCUCCAAGCCCUCGAAACCACCACCACUAGUAAAAUCAAGGGCAAACCCAGCAAGAACCCUCUCCCCUCCUCGUUGUUGGACAACCUUAAUUUAACCAUCACCAAAAUCACUGCACAACUUACCCAAGCCCGUAACGCUCGUCGGCCCCUCCUCCUCCACAAUCACCGACCCCUCGCCAUCAAGACCGCCAUUCCCAAGUUCGAGGAGUCCUUCAACCCAGACAAACACUACGACCCCGAUCGCGAGCGUGCCGAAGCCAACCGCCUUAAGGCGGAAUACAAGCGUGAGCGCAAGGGUGCCAUGCGCGAGCUCCGCAAGGACGCCAACUUCAUUGCACGCGAGAAGCUACGUGAAAAGAAGGAGCGUGAUGCUGAGUACGAACGCAAGUACAAGCGACUUGUGGCGGAGGUGCAGAAUGAGGAGGGCAGGGAGGCUAAUGCUUAUGAGAGAGUUAAGAGGAUGCGGCAGGGCAAGCGAUGACCUUAGCCAUUGCAAUUCUCCCUCAGCUUAUACCGAUCUCGAAGUGUCUACUGCAGGUGGGUUAUGGGUGUGUGGGUGACUCUACGAAUCCCAGAUCUGCGUUUCAUAUAUCAUCCAGCAUCCCAUUUCAAGCUUGGGACGUGUGUAAUUGUGUAUAUAUCCGACAUUGUUAUAUCUACUAGAUAUCUUAGUCGACGGAG
This is a messenger RNA of Aspergillus homomorphus CBS 101889, 3036 nucleotides long. Its product is annotated as snoRNA-binding rRNA-processing protein NOP14. Gene Ontology annotation, biological process: maturation of SSU-rRNA. Gene Ontology annotation, cellular component: small-subunit processome; nucleolus; Noc4p-Nop14p complex. The transcript is spliced from 2 exons. The record is from RefSeq and is a predicted model, not a curated record. Lineage: Eukaryota; Fungi; Ascomycota; Eurotiomycetes; Eurotiales; Aspergillaceae. Bases 44 to 2836 code for a protein of 930 amino acids.